UAUGUUGGUAACAACAGGACGUCUGUCAUUGUCAAAGUUUGUUUUUAAUUUUUCUUCAAUUAUACUAUCGAUUCACCCGGUAUAAUAAUAACAAGCACCGAUUUUGAUUUUUUUGUGAUAUUACAACAAAAAUGUUGGAUUAUAAGUAGUAAAGUGGUAUGAGAUUAUAUAAAAAAUGUCAUUCACAAUAUUAUGUUCAUUUGUCUUAGCAUUUUACGUCGUCAUUUGGUUCUUUGAUUCUUUCUUCAAGAGUUGUAUGCAUUAUCCUUAUUAUGCAUUUUUGGAAGGAACUGGACUCAAAGUUGGAAUAUUAAAUUUCACGUGGACAACCACUGCUUUUAACAGGUUUAUUUACCGAUGGAGUAAAAACUUAUCGCGUAUUCUAAAGAAGUGGUUUACCUGUGGAUAUUUAUUCAGCGUGUGGGUAUUUCUACCAUUUUCAAUAUGGACCAUUUUAUCUUUCAUAUUUGAACAUUUCUAUGAAACAAUUCAGUUCAAUAAUGUUCCUGAAGUUAAAGCUGUAUUGCCAGGAGUAAACAUACCUGCUUCUGACUUUUGGGUGUACUUCCUUGCUAUAGGAGUAAGCAGUAUAAUUCAUGAACUAGGCCAUGCAAUGGCUGCAGCACAGGAAGAUGUGCAAUUAAUAUCAGUGGGGCUGUUUGUUUUUACUAUAAUCCCAGUAGCAUUUGUGCAACUUAACUCAGAGCACUUGAAUAGUCUUACCAUCACUAAACGACUCAAAAUAUAUUGUGCAGGAGUCUGGCAUAAUGUUGCCACUGCUUUUAUAGCUCUAUUGUUGUUCUUCUCGGCACCAAUUCUUUUCAAUAUGGCUUAUGAAACUGGUAUUGGAGUAAGAGUCACAGAUUUUACUGAUGAUUCUCCAUUAAAAAAUGUCAGAGGCCUAGACAAAGAGGAUGUUGUAACAUCAAUUAAUGGAUGUGAAGUAAAGAAUUCCAAUGAUUGGACUCAUUGCCUUCACAUGGCUCAUGACAGGUUCGGAAUUUGUACUAGUGCUGAAUUCAUAGCUCAAAAUGAUGAAAUUAUGAUGGAAACAAUAAAAGAGAAUGAUGUUGUGGAAUGCUGUAGAAAGGAUGACUUGUUCAAUUUUUGUUUUGAAUAUAUGGAACCUAAAGUAGGGGCAGAUUCAGUGUUGCCAGGUCAGUACUCAUGUUUGAAACCUAGAGAUAUGAUUAAGAAUAAUUUCAUUAAAUGUACAGAACCAAGUGGGUUUGCAUGUCCAAGGAACAUGCAUUGUUUAAAACCAUCAAUGAAUAAUCAUACUUAUUUAGUUAUAGUUGAAAGAAAGGACAACAAUGCGGUAUUGUACUUGGGUUUGCCAUAUGAUUUGCACAAAACUGUGUUUAUAGAUCAAUAUUUUCCAAGAGUAGCUUUAUUUUCAUUUUUUUCUCCAUCUCAGUUUGAAAAAUUAUUAAGAUAUAUUUUCAUUUUUUCCAUGGGGAUAGGCUUUAUAAAUAUUAUUCCUUGUUAUGGUACUGAUGGGCAUCAUAUAGCAAGAAACUUAAUUCAGAUUUUAGCCAAAUAUUUGAAUAAAAAUGGGGAUUUUAUUAAAUUUUUCACAGUUUUUACUGUAGUCGUAGGAACAGGAGUGACAAUACCUAUUUUAAUUUAUUUAUUCUAUAAAGCCAUUUAUGUAGAUAAUUGAAUGUAAUAUAUUGUAUAUGAUAUAGUUAUAUAGUAUUGCUAAUACUAAGUAAACCUGCAAUGUAGGUUCAUAUUGAGUGUUUUGUGAUAAGUUUAAAAGUAUAGUUUGAUAUGUAAAUAAAUAAUGGAAUUUUGUAUAUAUCACAGCAAAAAAUGAAAUCAAAAUUUUAAUCUUUAAUUUACCCUUAUCAAUAUUUGGAUCAUUAUCAUUCAAACAAUUAGGCAUUCUGUCCUCUUAAACAA
Galleria mellonella (greater wax moth) is the source of this 1905-nucleotide messenger RNA. RefSeq names its product membrane-bound transcription factor site-2 protease (gene S2P). Bases 176 to 1663 code for a protein of 495 amino acids. Gene Ontology annotation, biological process: membrane protein intracellular domain proteolysis; regulation of response to endoplasmic reticulum stress. Gene Ontology annotation, cellular component: membrane; cytoplasm. Gene Ontology annotation, molecular function: protein binding; metalloendopeptidase activity. The transcript is spliced from 2 exons. NCBI's taxonomy places the organism in Eukaryota, Metazoa, Arthropoda, Insecta, Lepidoptera, Pyralidae. The record is from RefSeq and is a predicted model, not a curated record.